Molecule: messenger RNA, 1216 nt
Organism: Pocillopora damicornis (cauliflower coral)
Lineage: Eukaryota; Metazoa; Cnidaria; Anthozoa; Scleractinia; Pocilloporidae
Product: transcriptional adapter 1
Biological process (GO): regulation of transcription by RNA polymerase II
Cellular component (GO): SAGA complex
Molecular function (GO): transcription coactivator activity
Source: RefSeq, a predicted model, not a curated record
AUAAGAACAAAGAUGGCGGUGGAUUUGAGUGUUGCACGCCGACAACUUUCAGAGGCUCUUGGGGACUACUCUCAAACGUACUGGAACAACAUGAAGCUCUGGUAUAAACAAAAGAUUUCCAAGGAGGAUUUUGAUGCACAAGCCAAGAAAUGUCUUGGGAAUGAUAACCUUCAUUUCCAUAAUGAAUUUCUUCUUGCCAUUUUGGCAAAAUGUCAAGCCCUUGGAUCUUCUCCAGCACCUCAUCCAAAAACUCCACAGAAGUUACCUCCCAAACCACAGCUGAUUAAGAAAGGAAAAAUUAAGAAGCAAAAGAAAGUGUUAAGGGCCAAUUUUGAGCAAAGAUUUGCUCCUUGUGACCCUUUACAGAAUGCUCCACAGCUGUCUUUGAAGGAGCUUUCAGAAGACAGUGAGAUUGGUCUUUGUUCAUAUGACUUGAUGUUACCGGACUCUGCUACCAUAUAUGGCAGAUUGUUUCUUGGUGCUUGGGAUGCUGGGUUGGACAGUGUUGCGGAUGAAACAGUGAACCUAAUGCUUCAUGCCACAGAGUACUUAGUGAAAGAUAUUUUGACGGUUUGCUGCUCAAUGAGGAGCAACUUUAGACUCAGGGAUGGACAUUUCCGCUAUGCCAUGGGUGGGACCUACCCCAGGAUGCACCUCAGAAAUAGUACCAGUCCCUGGCCACCAGGUGCUGAAAGAUCUUUAGGCUGUGUUAAUGGUGCUGCCAGCAGUAGUAGCAACAGUGGUCGAACGUUGGAGCAAGCCGAAGCUGAGGCAGCGGUCACAGUUGCCAGCAGUGAUAGUACGGGAACAGCUAAACCUCCAAUUUCUCUUAUGGAUCUUAGGGAUGCUCUACAGGUUCAUCGGAGAGUGAUUCCCUCGCAUACUGUAUAUUCGGCAAACAUCGAGAGAACACUUGCAAACAUGUGUCACCCUGGUCACGACGAACUAGAACAAAACCAAUUACACAAACUUGAGGCAAGACGAAGAUAUGAAAGACUGAAACAGCAAAGGAGCUUAAGCUUGAGAUUGUAACUAAACGCCUUAGUGUGACCGUCUUCAAUCCAGCCGCUGAUACUAAAAUUUCUACGUAGAUUUCCAUGAAUAUUUUACUCUGUCCAAGUCCAAAGAACUAAAUUCAAGGCUUCGAUGAUAGAAGCGACUACCCUUUCUCGCCAACCGACCAAGAAAUAAAAAAUGGGCUCAAAUCUUGUGGUUA